UACAACCACCUCUUUGUCUGACGGCUUAUGGAGAGAUUUAGCAAGCCUAAGAAAACGUCUCUCCAAAUCUGUGCCAGCGGAUUCCCUGCUCCCCUAUUAAUGUGACGAUCAUCCUCGGACGAAGCCAAUAUCAAAUCUCCACCACCCUCUUCGUUGCCUCGCUGCUGCGAUACCCUCUUCGUGCAAGGUCUCUUAUUAGCAUACCACUCCAACUGAACUAGGAUGGCUCCGAAAGCAGUAUUCCCCACCAUUUUCGUUCUCUUCCUCACCAUCGCCAUCCUUUUCCUCCCUCAUGCAUUGGCGACCACCGGUAAACCUAACAAAGAAGAACCACAAAGGAAAGAAUCAAGUGCCAAUGAAGAUCGACGUGGACAACAGUCACGCGUCAAUGAAAUGAGCUCAUCUGCUCGUGCUGCAGGUGGAAGUAUCGCACAUCGUCCAGUGCCUCCGUUGCUAUAUCCACAAGCCCAAACGACAUCUCAGCCGAUUGUCCGAGGAUCAACCCAGCAUGAUGGCCAACAGUUGCCUUCGUCCAGCUCCAGUGGCAUUCCAUCAGCUUCUGAUACUCCAGCCGGAACAAAAAUAGUAAAACAAGCUCAAGAUGUCAAAGGACAGCAGAAAGCAGGUGGAAAUCUCGCAAAUCAUCCGGUGCCUCCAUUGUAUUAUCCAGACGUUCAAACGCCAUCUCAGCCGAGUGUCGGAGCAGCAUCUGAUGUUCGUACAGCAGUAUCUACAACUCCGUCCAGCUCCAGUCGCAAUCGAUCAGCUUCUGAUACUCCAGCCGGAACAAAUAAUUAG
Messenger RNA from Ananas comosus (pineapple), 798 nucleotides. RefSeq lists its product as uncharacterized. The transcript has 7 exons. Bases 223 to 798 code for a protein of 191 amino acids. The record is from RefSeq and is a predicted model, not a curated record. Lineage: Eukaryota; Viridiplantae; Streptophyta; Magnoliopsida; Poales; Bromeliaceae.